Molecule: messenger RNA, 1813 nt
Organism: Paramecium sonneborni
Lineage: Eukaryota; Ciliophora; Oligohymenophorea; Peniculida; Parameciidae
Source: the annotation of a GenBank genome assembly
AUGAAUCUAAACAUCCCUUAACUUAAAGGAAGUUAUGGAAAUUUGAAGCCUUUAAAUUCUCUUGAUUUAUUAGCAAAGGAAACUGAAGAGGACUUAAGUGAAAUUAAUAGGCUAUAAAAAAGACUAAAUGAGCAGUAGUAGUAAGUUGAUGCAUUAAUGAAAGUUGUUUCAAAUUCAUAAUAAUAAAUAUAUGUUUCACAAGAUAGAUAUAGACACUCUAUAGAGAGUGAAAGAUUAAAUAAUCAAUUACUUGAAGAAAUAAAGCAUUUAAAAAAACAAAUUAAACAAAUAGAAAGUGGUCCAAGACUUCCUUAAGCUCCUUUUUUACCUCCAUUUGUACCUUAAUAACAAUAUCCCUACAAUUUUCAUCAAUCAAUCAAUUAGAUGCCUAUGCCUUAUCCUAUGCCAAGUUAAAAUCCUUAUUAUUAAUAUUAUCCAUUCUAGAAUAUGCUUUUACAACCACCUUAAAAAGAAGAGAGAAGUUUUAGUAAAAUAUUGAAAGGUUUAGCUAAAAAAAAAGAAGAAGAACAAUUAAAUUAAAUAAUGUUGUAAUUAUUAAAAAACUAGGAGAAGGAUCCAGAAAAGGAUGAUCAUUAAAGGAAGAAAUCCAGAAGAAAUUUAAAGGUCAAACAUAAAUCUUAGUUAGAUGCUUCUAAUUUUUAAUAUAGCUAAAGUUCUAGAUAAGAUGAUUCAUCACCAUAACCAGUAUAAAAAAAGUCACAUAAAAAAUAAACUAUCAAGCCUUAAGAAUAAAAAUUACCAUCAUUAAGUUAAAGUUCUAAACCUAAACUUCAACCCCUUCGAGUCAAACCAACUCCAGAGAGAUUAAAGAUAUUAAAGAAAAAGUUCAAAUACUGUACAUGGAUGGUGUUAUUUUAUAAAAACAAAUAUUAUAAAAUCCUUGAAAAAAAGGCAAUUAAGAGAUUUAAUGAUGAAAUUGGUCUGUAUGAUGACUAAUUUGUAAAUAACAAAAUUAUAUUAGUUAUUUUCGGAUUUCUUAACAAAAUUUUAUCAAGAAGGUUAAAAACUUUCCAUAUUCAAAAAAUCAUGGGUGUUCACUGAAAAAAAAGAUGUUCCAAAUCGUAUUGCGAACUUAAUCAAAGCUGCAGAAAUCUUUCUUUAAUAAUUAAACACAGUAACAAAAGAUAUUAAAUUUGAUCAAAAACAUUUAUUAUACAUCAAAGCAUUCACAACUAAUGAGGGUUAUUUAUUUCCAGCUCAUUCAGGUUUUGUGGCUCAAAGAUUAAAAUUAAAUUACAAAAGAAAGCUAAAGUAUGUUUUAAUAUUUAUUAAGAUUCACUUCUGUUGAUCAAUAAAAAAUGGCUUUUUUGGAAUAUUCAUAUAUUUAAUUAAUAAUAUUUGAUAAAAUAUUCUCUAUUAGUGGUAUGCAACAGUUUUUAAAGCCAUUUGCAGAACCUUUAAAGAUUUUCACCUCAUUGCUGCAAUAUUUAUUUAUAGAUAAAUUCAAGAAUUUAUAGAUUCUUUCAAAAGGGUUGAUGAAUCAAGUAAUAAAUGAUUUAAUAAUAAAUUAAGAUUGGAUAAGUUCUAAUCUUGGAUUUUACAUAACGUAAUCUAAAUGAUGUUCCUAAAAUAAUUGAUGAGAAAGAUCCAAAAUUUUUGAUGACUGAAUAAUUUCCAAUAUUGGGAUUAUAUGAUGAGACAGUUUUGAAACCUGUGAUAGAUAAUCCUGGAUUUGCAAAUCUUUAAGCUCAAUUUAAAGUUUAUGCUGAUUGUAUUUACUCAAAGAUAGUAUGAGAUAAAUAUAUAAAAUACUUGACAUAAAUUUUCAUAAAAAAUUAAUACUUAUAUAAAG